This is a messenger RNA of Trachymyrmex cornetzi, 3111 nucleotides long. RefSeq names its product neurogenic protein mastermind (gene mam). Gene Ontology annotation, molecular function: transcription coactivator activity. The record is from RefSeq and is a predicted model, not a curated record. Gene Ontology annotation, biological process: positive regulation of transcription of Notch receptor target; Notch signaling pathway. The transcript has 11 exons. Gene Ontology annotation, cellular component: nucleoplasm; nuclear speck. NCBI's taxonomy places the organism in Eukaryota, Metazoa, Arthropoda, Insecta, Hymenoptera, Formicidae. Bases 1 to 3111 code for a protein of 1036 amino acids.
AUGGGUCAAGCACCCGGUAUGGGUGAGGUACUCACCCCGAAGAGGCAGGCGAUCGUAGACCGCCUGCGACGAAGACUCGAGAGUUACCGGCGCAGACAAAACGACUGCAUCCCCAGGUUCGAUCAGAGUUUCAACGGAUUGUGCGAGCAGAACAUACAGGACACCUUGGUGCUGAAGCAACGCUUCCUCGAGAGCAAGGCCAAGCGGCAAGCCAAGAAGACGGACAAGAAGCAGAACGAUCCGAUCGGUCUCUCCAACGUUCACAUGGUGAGUCGCGAUUGGAUAAAUCAUGCAUAUGUUAUCUGUCAGUCUGCAAUCUGCUACGGAAAUCAGCCGAAAUUCCUCAAGAGGACGACCGAGGAGUUGGAGCCAGCCGGUGGUGCUAGUGGCGAUGGUGGCUUCGGCGAGCCGCCGGUUAAGCUGCAAUGCACGCAAGGGCCUCAUCAGCAUCAACAGGGUCCUGGUGGUGGUGGUGGCGGCGGCGGGCCCCAUCACGGCCACGGCCAGCAUCAACCGGGGAACGGCGCGAACUCGACGGGUCCAACGCCCGGUGGUGGUGGAGGUGGUGGUGGUGACGGGAACGAAGGUCUCACCAAGUUUCAGGUUCAGAUCGUACAGCAACUAGAGUUUACAACUUCAGCCGCGAAUAAUUCACAAGCCCAAGCAAUCUCUACGAACGUAACGGUAAAAGCAAUGACGAAUGCAUCGGUGAAAAGCGAUCUUUUAAACGCGUCAUCGUCACCAAAACCCGGUUCAGAUACGUCUGCGUCAGCCGCGUCGAGAUCGCAGCCUGGAAACGGCAACGGUCCCGGAGGUCCUGGCGGGCCCGGAGCAGGUGGCGGCGCCGGUGGCGCUGGCGGUAGCGGUGGAAUCGGUUGCGUUGACAUUGGUAACCUAGUCGAAUGUAAACAGGAACCCGACAAUGAGUUCGUGGAUCUGGAGCAAUGCGCCGCGGCAUUAGAGAAAGAUGCUGCGGCGAACGGCACCGGUUUCCCCGGCUUCUCUGAAUUCAUGGGCGAUGACACCGGCGACGAGAUCAUCACGUCGGAUGCAUUCAAGGAUCUCAUUUCCGAAAUUUCGGACUUUCAUCCGGAGUUUAUGAAGGACUUUGAUUUUGAAGAUAAGAGCGUCGAUACGCUGCAGCAACAACAACAGCAACAUGCCAACGGCGCGAACAACGGCGUCAAUAGCAACAACGUCGGCAGUAACAACGGUAACGCGAUGCCGGCUAACUCGAGUCCGGGCACUCUCGGGUCCUCGCAAUAUUCUCCCGCUCGACUUCCUUACUCUGGAUUAGACUUCAAAUCUGAGAUGAGCCCGGCGGCGCAGACGCUCAAGCAGAUGGCCGAGCAGCAUCAGCACAAGAGCCAUCCCAGUAGUACCGGCCCUACCGGUGGACAAAACCAGGCCACGGCCGCGGGGACCGGCUCGUAUCACAAGAACAAUGGCACUCCGACUUUCCAGAGUCAGCAGACCAACGAUAUGUUCGUCAGUUCGCAAACUCAGUUUGCUGCAGGCCUCACGGAUAUGAAGAGGCCCCAACCAACUGCGACGGGCGGCAAGCCCGGCAUGCUGGGGCCUAGCGGCGGUUACAAACAACAAUACUCGCCGUAUGGUAGUCCGGGUUCAAUGCCGAAUCACGGUAGCCCGGGUUAUCCGUUACCACCGAGAGGAUCGCAAGGAGGUGGACCUAACCAGACCGGUUCGCAAGGACCUUUUAACACGACCUCCACGCCGCCGAGACCUCCUUCGGGACCCGGUACUUCCACCUUGCAAAUCAAUCAAGCACAGCAGCUGCACAUCGGUAACCAGAUACAGGUGUCGGCGGGGCAACAUUUACAGGUCACGAGCGAGCUGAAACCGGUCGUGUCUGUCGCGGCGCAACAGGGCAUGUACUUCAACCAGCAGCAGACGCAGAAUCAGGCCGGGCCAUCGGCUAAUCAGGCCGACGCCUACUGCUCGGUCUCGCAGUCCCAAACCAUCAAUUUCACUCAGCAGAGCCUAAGGCAGCGGGCGACGGCCGCGGCCGCCGGCGGAAUGCCGCAGCCAGUAUACGCCGAUUUUCGAACCAUCGUCGGAUACAACUUCGAACUCGAAGUCUUACCUUUCGAAGUGAUGCAGCAGCAGCAGCAGCAUAUGGCAGGUGGAAUGGGAAGCGUAAGGCCGCCACCGCCCGAAUACAAGGCCGCAGCCCAGGCACAGAUGAUGCAUGCUAGUAUCGGUAUGGGUCAGCAAGCGAGGUUUGCAAAUACUGGGCCCAUGCGCAGAGUUACGCAACAACCUAUGCCACCGUCGGGUCCGAUGAUGAGGCCGCAAAUGGCGCAACAACAGCAGCAGCAGGCGUUACACGCGGCCGGCGGUAAUAUGUACAUGGGCGGCGGUGGGAUGGCUGCCAUCGGCAAUAUGCAUCAGAUGCAUCAACGGCUAGGCUACCCGAGAACCAACAAUCAACGGCCGCCCAACGUUAGCGUUGGACCUCCGGACGGCCUUGGAAACAGCAUCGCGGCUCGCGGCGCCCAGCAGGACCAAUGGCGACACGCGGUUUUGAUGCAACAACAGCAGGGCUUUCAGGCGCAAAUGCGCUCGCAAUUCAACCAGCAAAGUCACCAAGGUGCUUUCGGCAUGGGUGGUGCGGGCAACACAAUGCAAAUGACUGCGGCGCAGAUGCAACAUCAACAGUUAAUUCGUUCGCAAAACGGCGGCAUAGCUGGUUCGGGGAUGUCCAAUAGCACGCAGAUGCAACAGCUGUUGACGCAACAGCACCAACAACAAACGCUGGCUAUGCAGCAGAAUAACAAUCAGAUGUCGUUGCAGAUGCAGAUGUCACAGACAACGUCUGUAAAUUCAGUCAACGUUACUGGGACCGGUUCUCCUCUGCAUCCACAUCAACAGUAUGGCGCAGGUAGUCCUGGAGUACGUAGUCUACCGCCACCGCAGCAGCACACUCAGCCGCCACCACCGGCCACCACUACGGAUCCGUCCGUUACGGCCCCUGACUUUACCCUCGAAUUCUUGGAGAACCUUCCUACAGGAGAUACGUCGAACUUUAGCGCCCAAGAACUGCUUAAUUCUCUCGACUCUACGGCCGGUUUUAAUCUCGAUAUUCUGUAA